AUGAAUGUUGAAAAUCAAACACAAAUAAUUAUUGAUGAAAAUAUAAAUUUAAUUUUAAAUAAAACUCUUUUUAUUAUAAUUAUAUGUGUAAGUAUUCCAAGUGUAUUAAUUAAUUUAUUUGCUAUAUAUCGUCUUCAUGGAAAUAAAAAAUUAAGUGUUUUUGUAUUUCGUUGUAUAUUACAUGUUAGUUUAUUAACAACAUGUACAUGUAUACCAUUUUUUUUAAUUGAAUUAUAUUUUAAUUUAUAUUUUCCAUUAUCAUUAACUAUAUGUAAAUUAUGGUUAAUUAUUGAUUAUUCAUCAAUUGUUUGUCUUGGUCUUUUGGUAUGUUGGGCAUCUAUACAACGUCAUAUACUUAUAUUUGGUCCAAUGCGUAUUAAAAAACUUCAAUCAACAUUCAAAUUUAAACUUAUACCAAGUAUAUUUGCAUUAGGUUUUCCAUUAACAUGGUAUUCAAUACUUAUAUUAUCAUGUAAAUAUGAUAAAAAAAAUUUCUUAGAAAAAUAUGAAUGUCGUCCAUGUUUUGAACAAGAAAAAUUUAUAUUUUUAAUUGAUACAUUAUUAAGUUUAUUAAUACCAUUAUUAAUAACAAUAAUUGUAACAUUCUUUUUAUUAAUUCGUAUAAUUCGUUUACGUCUUAGUUUAUUUCGUUCAAAUUCAAAAAGAUGGCGACGUUGUAAACGUUUAACACGUCAAAUGAUAUUAUUUUCAUUUAUUUAUUUAAUUGGCCUUUUACCAUAUGUAUUAACAAAUGUUAAUUCUUUAUACAUUUUUUGGCCAUCGAUUAAUUUAUCAUGGUGUAUACAAAUAGCUGAUGCAUUCACAUAUGUUCCAUGUUGUUUUUCAUCAUUUUUAAGUAUAUAUGCAUUUCCUGAAAUAUGGAAAAAACAACGAAAACGUCAUCAUCAUCAUCAUCAUCGACAAAAUAGUUUGAGAUUAAAUCGACAAAAUAAGCAUACAUCAUUUACAUUAGUGUCAACAUUUCUAACAACAUCAUCAAAUGAAGAAUAA
Messenger RNA from Rotaria sp. Silwood1, 1011 nucleotides. Lineage: Eukaryota; Metazoa; Rotifera; Eurotatoria; Philodinida; Philodinidae. The record is from the annotation of a GenBank genome assembly.